Molecule: messenger RNA, 8847 nt
Organism: Varroa destructor (honeybee mite)
Lineage: Eukaryota; Metazoa; Arthropoda; Arachnida; Mesostigmata; Varroidae
Product: ornithine decarboxylase-like
Cellular component (GO): cytoplasm
Molecular function (GO): ornithine decarboxylase activity
Source: RefSeq, a predicted model, not a curated record
GGAACGCCCUUAACCGGAGCGCUAAAAUAUAUACCACCAGUAGCUUAUCUUCACAAGGCUCAACUGCAUCAUAAUAAUUUUAUCGGCUUAUAUUAAACAAACAUACACCAGGUCUAAGCUCGUCUUUUUAGUAGCGAAAAAAGAAAAGCUGUUGUUGUACUCUAUGAGGGUGAGUCAGCUGAAUUCUCUUAUGUGACGUUUUGCAGAAGUAAACUUCUAGCAGCUCAUAACCACUGUUGUUAGGUAUGACUUGCGUUUGUUGUUUUCCGUUUUGAAUCGGCAGUUUUAAUCGUAGCUGCGCUUGAGAAAGUUAUUCUCACUGAUUCAGAGACAUAGAACGCGAUUCACAUUAGCCAACUUACAAGUUACACGUUCUUGAGGCAAUUGCAAGUUUCGCCGUCACCGUGCCACCGGAAGAAAAACAGCGUGACAAUAUAAUAGAUAAACAAGUUCGCAGCUAAUUAUCCUAUUAUAAUAGUAACACUUUUUUCACCCACUGCCGUCAAUCGUCUAAACUAAAUACAGUUGACAAAACGUUUGUCUAUAACAUCUUCCAAUCGAGCCUGACAAGUAAAAGCGUCAUCAGUAAUUACCAGUACCCUUUACGGUGUGAAAAACUAUAAGCUAACAGUAAGCCAAAUACAGCAGGACGUAAUUGCGGGCAGUGUAUGAGCAAUGGGGCAAUCCCGUACGGUUUUGGCUGAAAUCCAAACAAGAACACAAAAUGGCCGCGGCUUCGUACCGCUCGUUCCGGGGAGUGAAAAAUUCCGCUGUUUGCCACACGGUUGGUAUCAAACGGUGCGUAUUUGAACGGGCUUUGAGUGACAGGCUCACAAUUUGACGGUGGACAUUUCUGCAAUAGACAUACGGCAAGCCCUGCUGGUGGGUCGGGUCCGUGCUCAGAACUGCUAUUUAGCAGCAGGUGCGUCGUUAUAGCAGCGGUAUCAUAGUGUUUCCCUACAACUAUGAAAACUGCUGUUUCUCACUGUCGAAUACUGAUAAUUGCGCUCAUGUGACGACGUUGGCAACCAAGCUCUAUUAUAAUAAUAUCGAACAAUCACAGCCACGGGUAGCAAAAUUUUAACCGCCCAUAAACCAGUUAUUCUGAUAUAAAGAUAAAGUAUAAAACAGAUUUAGUGUACGAAAAAAUAAUGGUAAAAAAUCGAAAAUGAUAAUUGAAAACGUUUUUCGUUGACGCCGCGCGCAAAAUUUGGAAGGAUUAGCUGAAAGUGAUAUAGGGAAGUUCGUGAGUUUAUCUGACUAUGUACGGCGUAAAUGCUUAAGUUGGUCCGGCAUUAUGUGAUAGAUCAGAAAGACAAUAAUAUGAGGUAGCUAUAUCGUUGGAGAUGUAUUUAUGCUAUAUAGUUACGUGAAGGUAAAGGCCUAACAUCGUCCCUCAUGUCAUGCAAUAAAUGAAGAGGAUGUCAAAGACUAUUAAACUUGUCAUAGAAUAGUGCAACAAAAAUCAAGUCUUUGUCUGCAUGAUGUGGCCCGGCACAGAUAGCAAAUCCGUAUUCACGUUUCUUAAUGCGUUGCAGAUACAUGCACAGUCGUUCAAUAGAAAUCUUCAAUAUCUGCAUCAUCAUCAACAACAGCACACAUAAGAGUAAUGAUGGUAAAUUCAUAAUAAGAGACUAACUGUAUGCCGCAUCUCGGAGCAUCCUUAUAAUACACACGCGCACAGAGCAAUCGUACGACUUCGAUCCGACAUAGGAAAAGCUGAUCAGUCGCUACCGAAGCUAACGGCUGAUGACCCAGCUACAAUCGUCGAUGUCCGACAUAAAGGUAACGGAGAGUAAAAUUAAGCAGCGUUCUCGCAGGAGUUAAUCUUGAAACAACUUGUCGCUCAUACUUAGACCAAUGCAGGCACACGUAUAUAUAUAUAUAUGUGUAUGUAUGUAUAUGAGAAAUGCGUGUUUACGUAUGGGGACGUGCCCAUGUAUCUACGCCAAUUAGUGGCGCCUAACGAGUAUAGCGGUACGGACACGGCGGUAUGUAACCUGGUGGCGACGAAAAUAUGAAAUCAAUUUUAUGAUUGUGUUCGAUCUACAUCCAUGAUCGGAAACGUAUGACGUAUUCGGCCGUAUACGUUAUAACGAACAUUGAUAGCGUCGCAACGCUUGUUCAGUCUCUCAACGAAUCGACUAAAUACAUUUGAUUAAACACUCGUCACGCCACCAAAAUGUAGACGUAUCUAACAGUUGCCUGUUUCGUUCUCACACAGGACCUUUUCUUUCUAAGUCAAUCAGUAGUCUCCUCCAAAGGCUAUAGACAGUGCCAGUUCCCUAAUUACUGUUGUUCAGGCGAUCAAUUGGUUGCAAACUGCACGCCUUUCGAUGAUAAAACGCUCCGUGGUACUUGAUAAACCGUAGCAUCUAAGGCUGAACCGAUUUCUUAGACGCUUGUCAAUCAUCGAGUGUGCGGCACAUCUUAAGUAUGACAGGGAUAAGUCUCUGUGCCCGUGACAACUGAAUGGAUAACGUAUUUCAUCUGCAGGGCCUGAUUCGAACUCUGGCAUAGACACACUUGGUUUCGUGCUGGGAGUCAGCCACCUCGUGAGAUGCCGUGUGACGGCAAUACCGGACGUAAUAUUCGAAACAUAGAGGAACAAGUCCGUGCUGUAUAAUUAGACUGACUGAUUCGAAGCAGACAUCAGCUUGAUUAGUCCUGGGUCCUUCUCGCCAAAUUGCUCGACUCGAGUCCAGCGAGUAUUCUAGUAGUCACUAAACGAAGGCUCCCUGUCAGCACUGUGAGCUACCGUAUUCAAGCUACAAUUCUCAAGGCGGAUGCAUUUGUGCAGAGUUAAUGAAGUCAUCUUGAUAGCCCUGUAAACUCGAUCGGUUUUUAUUUAACAGGAAGGAUAAUUUCAAACUCGUACAAUGUAAACGUUCAAAAUCGAUUCAUUAAAGUUGAUCUGCCGGACUAAAAAGCGUAAAAGAUUUUCUGAUUAAUUUAAGUUUUAAUGACCGGGCAGUUGGCUUGAGUGAUUAUUUUUCUCGGCAUAGAUGAACAAGUACCGAAUCAGGACAUAUUACAGUCAAUCUUCGCCGCUAUUUCACUGGUUUUUGAUCCAACUUGAAAAGUGUGAAUUUAUAGAUGCAUCCACCGUCCAGGCAGGAGAACGUCCUGACGUUGGAAAGCUAUAACCGACAUCGCCAGGUCACAAAUACUGGUUUACUGAAUAUCGUUGUGAUACUGAUAUCUGUAGAAGCAGCGGACUUCAAGCAAAUAAAUUAUGUAAACUAGAUUAUUGUUCAGCAUAUGAACGAAAGGGUGACUUGCUUGAUAUUUCAUACAAACUUAUGUUGAAAAAUCUCUAACUUCCUAUCCUGAUAAUAUCAAACAGCAGUACAGUAAGCCUAAAUAAAACAUAACAACUUCCGGCCGUGUUUUAGGCACCAGAAAAAAAUGUUGACAGCUUUACUUACACUGCUAAUAUUAUCGGUGCAGGUUUAAUUGGAAGGUGGCGAUGAACGAUAAUCGUUUGUAGACAUUAAAAAAACAUCGAAAAUAACCAAAGUAGUCUCAUUCAGUUCAAAGGAAGACCAGUAUCGUUCGUGAUAAAACGCUUUCAUCACACUUCUAAGGACCAACUAGCGUUUUUAGGAGCGCCUAUAUUAUUUACUUAUUAUUAGUACUAUUACUUAUUUAUAUAUAUAGAAUUGCCAAUGCGGGUACUCGAGUAUUUAGAUAAAUUUUGUAUGCCGAUUGUGUUGUUAUAUUCCGCCACAUUUUAGGACCUAAUAUAUAUAUAAUGGUUGUGAAAUGACUCUGAAUGAAUUAUACGAUCGAUUAAAAUAACGCGAGGUACAGAUGGUCCAGGUUUGCAACAAAGGAGGUUGAAGAUAUACACAAACAGAAGUAAUAUAUGACUUUAGUAUAUGCGGUGACAUAUCUACGUGAGUGGACGUGCAAAUAAAUAACUUGGAUAUCCACUCUUCUAGCUAUAUAAAAAAGAGGACCGUCAAUUUUAAUUAAACAAACGUAAGAUAAAUUUAUGCAUGUAACCAUUAGGAAACACUUAAGAUUGCUUGAAUGACUGUUGUGCUAUUUACAGCCUACACUCGGGACAAAGCACUAACAAAAAAAAACUCCUUAUUUCCCGACACUAGCUAAUAAGAACUGGCUAAGAAGUUUUCAUCAUGAUGUGUUCCGAAGUUCUCCAGGGCCUUAAAUAUAUACUCCACUAGAGUUCGUUCAAUUUUACUGUGAUAUUAUUCAUUGGGCAAAUGGAAAACCAUCGGGUACAGUUACGUAUCACAAAUAGACUUCGUUUACUGUUGAGUGGUGUUAUGGAAGAUUGCUUGUGUCUAGACUCACGUUAGUCCCUAAGGCGUAGAUGAGAAUAAUUUUUUGAGCUCGUGGCGUCAUACGAUUUCUUGAAAGUGCCAUAUCCGAUUCAAGGUCAUCAAGUGCCAGAGGAUCUAACAAUGAAGAACAGCGGUCAAUACGGCAGGUUACGGUUGAGCCCGAAAUCUUGCAUAAUAUAUGUAUAUGAGAGUCGAAUGUUGCAGUCGCCAGCUGUUUACACGAAUGUCACCGUAAGACGUAAAUAAUAGUACAACCGGACUAAUUCGGAGCGACUGUUAGUAAUUCUUCCAGAUAUCUUUAACUCGAUUCCUUUUCUAUCUGAAAUAAUUUGUUGUAUUUCUUUGUUUUAAGGCACCGAGACAUGAAGUUUUUUUCAGAGCUCGACGCUACGAACAGUCGUAAGUUAAGGAGAGAUGGGGAUAGGCAACUAAUUAUUGCAUUUGACAAUCGCUACGGCAUGAAGGUGAGCCAAAUAUUGGUUCGCUGCUGCUGAUAAUGAUGACGUCGGUCUUGAUGAUACGUUGACUGGUCGCCUUGCCUAUCUGGUGUGUUUCUUAGUCUUGCGGCGAGGGUAAGUGGGUCUUGGAAGGCUUCUUUUUUGGUCUUGGAAUUUCCUCCGCGGGUUGCGCUGCCGUUGCAAUCGCUUAGCGGCGGGCGGCAGCAACGUUCGAUAGAGAGGCAAAGAGAUGCCGUGGCUAUCCGACUUCUUUGCGUGUGAUUGCCAGUGUUGCCGUCGAAGGGCUGAAUGCCCAAUCGGCAGCAGCGGCGGCAUUGGCGGCAGUUGCCGCAGCAGCGGUAGCAGGUUGGUCUUGUCUUCUUGUCUUGCUGAAGACAACAGCUGGAUGGAUCUAUUAUCCGUCGUCGAUGAUCGCUACAACGAUACCGUAGCACCGCAGACCAACGUUAAUAUCACAUUUGUUGUCGUUGUUAUCCCAUUCAUCGUCUUCGUAUUCGUCUUCGUUUGCUGCCUGUUCCUGUGUGGCAGCCAAUUACGUACGGCGGUCGGUCGGUCCGUCCAUGUUUGUGUGAGCAUCUAGCUGGUCUUGCUGAUCCGGCUGAUGUGCCUCUUCGGUCUUGGUUGACGCCGCCGGUGCGGUCUUGGUUGCGCGCGACGCUGCGAAGGAAAGAGCGCAUCGAUUCCCCUCGCGUUGAGCUAAUUCAGGUGACGCGCAACGCCGACGCUACAAGGACUCCGAUCUCCAGGCAAGACGCAGAGUGCGCCAUAAGGAACGAAUCGGAGACUGAAUGCAUGUUCCGAUCGUCUCAGACUAGUCGAGAUACCCGACAGAAGGAGCGCCCGGCUCCGCAUUUCGAGACUUCACGCAGGGAUACGUAUUAGCUUAGCCACACCGGUCGGCUGCUUAUCCUAGCCGAAGUAAGUCUAUAAGGGACGGAAGUGGCCAGAAAAUAGGAUCCAAUCACUGAUGCCGUUUACUCGAUGUAAGAUCCAUUUAAAGGGGAAGACCAUCGAGAAGAACUAAGGGAAGCCUAAGCAGUUCAUGCACGUAAGUUGUGAUCUCAAUACAAGUUGGGGUUUCUUGUUGUACGUGUUGCUUUCAUAAUUAAAUCACGCAUUUUCGCCACCUCAACGACUUUUCCUUCACCUUUGCUACCUGCUUUACACGUUUUUGGUUGUAAGCCAAAUAUCUGCGAAACGCAUUUUUCUAAACACCAACGACAAGAAUCACCCAAGUGUUACAUGUGGUAAGAAGUUUGGUACUUGUUUACUAACGUCCACAGUCAACUUUGAUAGCGACUCGUUAGACGGCCCUUUUCUCAGAACGCACAGGCGUUAAGCACAGCUUAUCUUUCCGCACACGUAGAGAUCUGUCUAUUGGGUCUUAAGCAUCAAAUAGCAAGAUAUAGUGGAGAUGGGACCGUGGCAUCGGUAUCGGUAUCGGUAACCAUCGUCUAUUGUACCUUAUCAUAUUGUACCCUGUUUACAUUGAGUCUCCACAACAUAUCUUUCCGUAUCUACUAAUAAUACAUUAGAAUUAAUAGUGUAACAGUGCUGGUGAAAUGGGUCCGUAGUUAGCUUAGCUAGUUAUUUUGUUUGCCAAACGGAAAGAGUUUGUAGUCUGUUAAUUAGAUCUACUAUAGAGAUUACCCUGGAUCGAUUUGUAUUGAACCAUCUUUUUCCCGAUAUAGAUUGUGACGCAUCUAGCUUUUCAACUCGUAUAAACGGGUAAGAGAGAAUCUAGGGCCAAACUCGAACCGAAGAGAGUACCUUUUUAGCCAGCCAAGUUUUUACAUAUGUGGAAGUAUUAGCACCUUGAAGUUGUUAGUAGAAAUCGAAAUGUACGGCGGCCAAAUUCGAUCUCGUUCGACUGAUGAAUUUUUCUACAGGACGACAUACCGAACAACGAAAAUUAGCGAGAUGACGUUCGAGAGUAUUUCGUGUACGUCAGACGUCGGUGACUACGCGCGUGAGAUCGUGCGAUCUAAAUCUCCCCUGGAUUCCCGGGGAUUCUAUAUCGUCAAUCUCAAAGACGUUUUAUAUAAGAUUCGUCUCUGGAAAGAGUCCUGCCCUCGCAUUCAGCCAUUUUACGCCGUAAAAUGCAACGAUGAUCCACUCGUGUUGACGCUGCUGGCCAGUUCGCGUGUGAACUUCGAUUGUGCUUCAAUGCAGGAAAUGACUAAGGUUUUAUCACUUGACAUUGAUCCGUCCCGAAUCGUCUAUGCACAUCCCGUCAAAACCGUUCAGUAUUUACAAUUUGCUCGUCAGAAUAGAGUGACGCAAAUGACAUUCGACUCAUUUGACGAACUCCAGAAGAUUCGUGAAUUCUACCCCGAAGCGGCUCUAAUCAUAAGACUAAAGGUUGAUGAUGGUGGAUGUGUCUUCAAAUUGUCUAAGAAAUUCGGUUCUACGGAAAAGACGUCGGAGUAUUUAAUGGAGGAAGCUCACAAGAUGGGACUAAACGUCAUCGGAGUGUCCUUCCAUGUCGGGUGCUCUAAGAAAUCCUGUGCUAUCUUCACCAACGCCAUCGAAUCUGCACGAAGACUCUUUGAUUAUGGUGAACGACUAGGCUUCAACAUGAAGCUACUUGAUAUCGGCGGCGGAUUUCCUGGAUAUCGAGGAUGCGAAAACGAAUUUUGCGAACUCGCCAAAGCUAUUAAUAUGGCUGUGGAUAAGCUCUUCCCGAAAGGUCGAAACUAUGAAAUUAUUUCCGAACCUGGAACAUUCUUCGUCGCUUCGGCGUUUACUCUAUUUUCCCGCAUUAUUGGCAAAAAGGUAUUUAAUGAGAGGUGCGCCGGCAUCUUUAAGCGCAAUUAUACACUACAUCAGAACAGCAAUGGACAUCGAACAACGAAUGAAUCGGGAAGUAACGUCGAAGCUCGAGCGGAGGACUCGUGUUCAUCGGAUAACGACUCAGACGCACCACCUGCGAAAAAUAAGUGCAAUCUUCAAUGUGCCGAAAACCACGAUGCGACGGAGGUGAUAGCCUGCAAACGUUGCGAAUACUAUAUCAAUGAUUCAGUAUAUAUGAGCUUCAAUAUGUGCUUCUUCAAUGAAGACCUUAUCCGUCCAGAACCCCUUCAUCUUAAGGAGCGUUUGGAUUGUCCUCGAGUAAAAACCGUUCUAUGGGGAAACACCUGCGACGGAGUCGACAAGGUAAAAACGCAGUGUUUACUCCCAGAAAUGAACACUGGCGAUUGGCUGCGUUUUGAUUCGCUUGGCGCCUACUCUGUUGUCCUUGAGACAGCCUUCAACGGAAUGGACGUACCCGAACGUUUCUACAUCAAAUAAGCCGGAGUUCCACCUCGAAAUACGCUCUUCGUUAAGUAUAGGAGGCGUAAGAUGUUCAGUUCCUUUGUGCAUCAAAAGAAAAAGCUGAUAAUAUACAAUUGUGAUUGCUCAUGUUUUUUGUUCCUACUUAGUGGAGUAAAUAGAAUUUAGUCGGCACCAAGAAUUAGGACACAAGUAUUUAAUAAACCGAUCUAUAUGGCGUAAUCCUUGCAAAUGCAGGAGAGGACGAAAUACCGUGGUAGUAGCGGUUGUGUGAUGUGAAGGUAUAUAGCCCCGGAGCUGAUUUGGUUGUGAAGUAACCUUUGAUUCUGAAAACGGAUAAUUUAAUAGGAAGCCGACAAAGUCCACAUGAUUGAUAAUACUCGUAAAAAAUAAAACUUGUGAUGUGGCAGAACCUCAAGAUGGCGUCGAUUAGACCUGCCAAACAGACUUUAUAUGGAAUAAGCACAUUUCAGAUGACGUAGAAAGAAGCAAAUACACAGAUAUCGUUGCUCGAUAAUCCGUAUGGGUAUUUGAGUAUCAUCCGAUAAUACAAUAGCUAAACAAUUCAUUUCUUGUACUUCGCGAAGAGAAGCUCUAUCUAUGACCAUUUCUGAAUUGUACUUAUUUUUCAGUUAAGUUGACAAUUAAGUGCGACGCUGCAUAUAUUCGAGACUGUAUACCCUCUGUUAUUAAUUGUUGUUAUUAUUACUCUAAUUACAUGCCAUUAGCGCGUAGUUGUGAUUUAUACGAGUCGUUACCGGUUGCGCAAUGUAAUAUCAAUUUCGAAAAGUGAAUAAAUACAUAUU